CAAAAUCGGAGUUAAAGCUCUUAUCUUUCUGCCCAGCAAUGAUACAUUCACUUCUCAAAACCUGAAAUGUCUCAACAAUUUCAAAGUUUUAUCUAAUUAGAGCAAACUCUAUAAAAAGUCUCGAAACGUUCCUUCUCUCGGCUUUUCUCUCAACAUAAAAAUGCUAGUCAACCCUACCAACACACUUGCGUUCAGCAUUUUAAAACGGGAAGGCUGACAAAAGCGAAAGCUUCCCCGCUAUUCCUUUGUGAAUAAGCUUAACUAGCUUUCUAUUUUUCAUCAAGUGACAAGAUACAUUUCAAGAAUUGGCACAAGAAGCCGGAAUCGUCCUAAUGUGAUUAUUGUAAAUGCACUGUGAACUACAUCAGUCACACUCGCCGGUGGUGGAUAGUUAGACCGAUCGUUCGAUCAGUACCUAGUGAUCGGGUCCGGAGGAAGAUGGCCGCCAGUGAUUCUCGUGCGAGGCUGUCAUGAAGAAGUUAGGAUUUUCGUUCGCUCUUGCCGUCGCUCUUGCAGCAACGGAAAACAGCGACUGCUUGCGAAAUGCAAGUGUCAUUCUUGUUUGAGAGUUGCGUGUCGCGAAGUGUCACAAAAAAGUGCUAUCAAGAGUUAGUGCUCAGUGACGCGAGAUAUAGAACCUGGUGAAUCUUCGGGUUUUCGAAGUUCCUGAGUGCUAAUAAUGGCAGACAACAAAAUGGAAUGGGUGGAGAUCAUCGAGCCUCGGACGAAGGAACACAUGUAUGCGAAUCUCACGACUGGGGAAUGCGUUUGGGAUCCUCCACCAGGUGUGCCUGUCAAGAAAACGGAUAAUAAUCAGUGGUGGGAGUUAUUUGAUCAAAAUACCUCGAGAUUUUAUUAUUAUAAUGCAACUUCCCAGAAGACAGUUUGGCACCGCCCUACUGACUGCGAUAUCAUUCCUUUGGCAAAAUUACAGACACUGAAGCAGAACACAGAACCAGCAGGUGGUGGAGGAACGAAUGAUUCUCAGAAGCAAAAUGAGUCAAGGAGGAAGGAAUCCGUUUCGACUCAAACCCAAACCCCGAUUGUUGGAAGGACAGGACGUUUCAAUCAUCAUGAAACUCCCACCCUGGUAGCUAAUAUGCAAAUAAGUAAACCUCACAGCAUGAAUCCUGGAGCAGGAGUUGAUCUUAGAACCUCACCUCCAUCUCCUUCUCCGUCAUCGAGGCGUCAUCAUCAUCACCACCAUCAUAACAGCAGACAUCAUCAUAGGCACCAUGAUCAAUCAUCCACUCGACGACAUCAUAAUCAUUCUCAGGACUCGGGACGAUCGAGCGAUAGUUCGGUCUCCCAUAGUCGAACUUCCCUGGAGUCGACGGGUUAUAGACUGCUAGAUUCACCCCAUCGACACCAGCAUCAGCAACGAACCAUUGCUCAGCAACAGGUCAUAUCUUCACAAUCGUCCAGACAACCUAGUGGUAGCUUAGAGAUUAGAUCUCACAAGAGUGGAACCCUCGAGGGCGUCAAAAAUCAAAAGCUACUAGCUUCCGUAGACUCCCAGCCUUUAGGUUUAUCCCUUUCGACGAGCACUCCUCUCUUCAAGAAGAAGACAUUCACCGAGCCCCAGCGAGAGUCCAGAGCUGGAAAUUUAGAUUUGGAUAAGAGUAAAAAUGGUAGAGAAAGUAGUAGAAGCUCUUAUGGACCCGAGCCAAGUACAUCACCAUAUCGAGAAACAGUUAUGGAAUGUAGAGGUUUUAGACAGGAAAUGCCGCCAUAUCGUCCACCAGAAUUUCAACAAUGUUACAGUCACAAAGCCCAGGCCGACAAGUACGGUUCACUUAUUGAGACAAGUAGUCGCUUCAGAGAUCGAGAGCGAGAAUCGCUUCACCGGGAGAGAGUGAACUCCUUCGACAAAUCAAACAGCUCGUCAUUUUAUCCAAGUGCUGCUCUUUCGCGAAAUAUAAGUAAACCCGAUACUACCGGCAGUAUUGGCAGGAGACAUCAUGGAUGUUCUGCCUCUCUCUCAGAAGCGAAUGUCCGAGAAAUGUACGGUUCAAUUUCCACAGAGAGAAAUGAGCCGUCCAAAAGCCUGGCGAGAGGUGCAACUGUUUUGGGAAAUGUAUUAAAGCAGAGAAGUUUGGAGGUUUCGGAGAGAGAGAGGGAUUAUAGGAGAACCGCAGCGUGCAAUAAUUUAUUAGAUUCUAGUGUUCAACAACCUUUAGCUCGUAGUUACAGCUUCGUCCAGCAGCAGAAGCAACAACAAAAAUUGCAACAGCAGCAACAGCAGCAGCAACUGCAGCAACAGCAGAGUAGACGUCACGAGAAGGAUGAUGAUUCAAUGCACGAACGUUAUUUAGUUGAACAAAGUCAUGAUCAAGCUCGUCAGCGACUGUGCAGUAAUACGAGCAGCAGCAAUAGCAGUCACAGUAGUAGCAAUAGUGCGGUCGAAGAUGAGAUAGAAGUUCCGAUAGAUCCUGAUAAUGGGAAGAAGAAAAGGAGCAAUGGAAAUCCAAGUCCUCCACCUUCGCCCUACUAUGGAAACCUUCUCCUUGAUGCUGAUCACUUGUUGCCUCUUCAACAUUACAUUUUACAACAAGCAAAGCUUUCGGGUUGUUACAAAUUCGGAGAUCCUUUAUUAACAGAAGAAGGUGACGACUCGCUGGAUGAGGAAGGUGGUAGGGGCAGCGAACUUCGAGAGAGAGCAGAUGACGAUUCAGACGAUCAAUUUGCAGAUGACGAAGCUGCUAGCAACCAAGGAGAUUCGUCGAGUCAAGAGUAUCUUGAAGAUCAUUACGCAGAUCUGGCGAAUUACGACACAGCAGGCCUAGCAACUUACUACAAUACCGCAGAUACCUUGACGAGGCCGCAUGUGACUGCUCCUAUCGCACCACCUCCACCUCCUCCAACGAACAUCACUCAAUCUGAAGCUCGUGACACCUUAACUCCAAGGCCAAUUUCUCUUCCAAGUCCAGCUGUUAUUUCCGGAAGAAAUUUUGAUACAACCGACUAUGAUGAAGCUAAAAGGGACGACAAUACCAGUGGAGGUGACAUUGAAAAAUACGCCCAAGACAAUCUCAAUCUGAACUGCGGAAGACCCAAGGGACUUAGACUCUUGUUCCGGAAGAAGUUCAGUGUUCGUGACAUUCUCAGUUGGUCGAAAGAUCCAAUACCGCAACCGAUGCUGGUCGUCGUUGACGGGGAGAAGUUGUUGAAACGAGAAGCCUGCAAUCUCUUUCGGUUGGUUCAGGUUUACAUGGGUGAUCGGAAAGCCAACGUUGGUAUGACGCUGGACGGAGUCGCGAUGGAAAUCGUAAAUACUGCCUUUUCGAAGCCACCAUUGCGAGAUGAACUUUAUGUGCAGAUUUGUCGUCAGACUACGGAGAAUCCUCGGAAGGAAAGUUUGAGGCGAGGUUGGGAGUUGAUGGCGGUGUGCCUCGCAUUUGUUCCUCCUAGUGCCACUUUUGAGCCUUAUUUGGAAGGUUAUAUGAAUAGACAUCGAGAUCCUAACUUCCAAUUUCCAGAGGUGGCCAAGUGGCCGAUUCAUGUGCAAGUUAGUCAUUACGCGACUGUUGCUUGUCGACGUCUUCAGCGAAUAGGAGCUCAUGGGAAAAGACAACCACGAAAAGCAACUAUUGAGGACAUCGAUCAAGCGAGACUACAAAUCUUUCGUGCUUCUAUGUUUGGCGCAACGCUGUCCGAAGUUAUGGCUUUGCAGCGAGAUCGCUUUCCGCAACGAGAAUUGCCUUGGGUUCAGACUACGUUGACUCGUCAGGUUUUGGUUCGAGGUGGAACAGUGACUGAGGGUAUCUUCAGAGUAUCGGCAGAUGCUGACGAAGUCAGUGCUUUGAAAUCUUGCUUGGACAGGUUCGAGGACGGUGCAAUAUUGGCAGCUUCGCAGGACGCUCACGCGCCUGCGUCCCUCUUGAAAUUGUGGGUUCGAGAGCUUUACGAACCCCUGAUACCAGAUUCCUUUUACAAUGAAUGUGUCUCCAUGCGACACGAUGAUCAAGAAGCUUCCGCUGCUAAUAUAGCUGGCGUAGUCGAUAGACUUCCUGACCUUAAUCGCAGAGUUCUCUGUCAUCUCGUACACUUUCUACAGAUUUUUGCACGACCAGAGGUGGUGGCCCGUACGAAAAUGGAUGCAAACAACUUGGCGAUGGUGAUGGCGCCAAAUAUUUUGCGAUGCACAUCACAAGAUCCGCGAGUAAUCUUGGAGAAUGCAAGAAAAGAGAUGGCCUUUGUUCGUUCGAUGAUCGAGACGUUAGAAACUGCUUGGGUAGACGACCUGCACUGACCAUCGCUACACCGCUAGAAUGUUCUAGACAACUAUGCCAAAUGAACCAGCUGAUGAUAAUCAUUAUCAUCUUUACUAUUAUGAAUAUUAUUUUUUAAGUACUGACACUUUCGUUCGUUCUCCAUUCAUUCUCACUUUCAUCAUAGCCUGUCUCUCUAUAUUUUCUCUCUCUCUCUCUCUCUCUCUUGUCUAUUAUGACAUCUACAAUCUACUGCUACGCAUAUAGACACUAUUGUGCUAUUAACUCGUUUUUUUCACACUUUCUAUUUAUUAUUUAUACAAAGAUUCUACGUUACGGAACUAGAGAUUAUUAGAUUAUAUAGCUAUAUCGCAAUAACAUGUAUGUAUAUUUUAACUUCCCUUGUUACCGCGUGUUAAUCGCGGACGGCUUUUUUACUCGAUACUUGUUGAAUCUCGUGUAAGAUAAACGAUAUGUUACCGUGUAUAGCUGCACCAUGGAAGGUCUUUUUGUAUGAGCGAUGAAGCAAUGUGUAUGACGUUUUCUUGUAAAGUAAACACUGUGGACGGUUAUCAAGCUAAA
Molecule: messenger RNA, 4793 nt
Organism: Belonocnema kinseyi
Lineage: Eukaryota; Metazoa; Arthropoda; Insecta; Hymenoptera; Cynipidae
Gene: RhoGAP93B
Product: rho GTPase-activating protein 39
Exons: 9
Coding region: 680-4252 (1190 amino acids)
Biological process (GO): signal transduction
Cellular component (GO): cytoskeleton; cytoplasm
Molecular function (GO): GTPase activator activity; protein binding
Source: RefSeq, a predicted model, not a curated record